Molecule: messenger RNA, 1285 nt
Organism: Mercenaria mercenaria
Lineage: Eukaryota; Metazoa; Mollusca; Bivalvia; Venerida; Veneridae
Product: piggyBac transposable element-derived protein 5-like
Exons: 1
Coding region: 44-1006 (320 amino acids)
Source: RefSeq, a predicted model, not a curated record
UUCACAUGUUCGACCGAUUCUUGAAGCCGUGCGUGUAAAUUUGAUGGCCAAUUAUAAACCGCACCGUGAAACGACAGUUGAUGAGGCUAUGAUUGGAUAUACCGGUCGCUUAGGAUUCAAACAAUAUGUGCCAAUGAAGCCGACUAAACGUGGGAUCAAAGUGUGGGUAAGGGCGGACCCUCACAAUGGAUAUGUGAAUGACAUUCAAGUGUAUUUAGGUAAGGAGAACCGUGACGGAGACAAGGGUUUAGGGGAACGAGUUGUGAUGGAUUUAGUAACACCAAUUUUGAAUCGCGGACAUCAUGUGUAUUGUGACAAUUAUUUCACUACGGUAGGACUAUUCGAGGAAUUACAACAGCAAGGAACUUACGCGUGUGGAACAUUUAGAUCCAGCAGACGAGGAAUUCCGGACGAAAUAAAACAGCAGAAGCUGAAGGAACAAGGGACAUCUAUCACGAUGCAGAAAGGAAACAUGGUUGCGACAGCUUGGAGGGACAAGAAGACCGUAUUCAUUUUAUCUACAAACUUCGAUCCAACAACGCCGAGGACAACAGUUCAACGAAGGCAGAAAGACGGAAGUCAGAAAGAUGUUUCUUGCCCGGAGUCCGUACGAAAUUACACAAAGUACAUGAACGGUGUUGACCAUGCGGAUCAGCUACGGGCCAUGUACAGUCUAGCGCGCAAGUCAGCCAAGUGGUGGAAAUAUCUUUUCUGGUUUUUAGUUGAUCUUGCCAUAGUUGGAGCCUAUAUUCUGAUGAAGGAAUCACCAAAUCACCAACAGAAGACAAGAACAGGAAAACCUAAGCCACUGACACAACUGGAUUUUCGAAAGAAACUCGCGAAGCAGCUAAUUGGGGACUUUAUGCAGAAAAGGAAACGCGACGUGCUCAAGGAAAAUAUUCAGCUACAAGGCAGGAUAUGCUGGCCGGCUAAUUUGGGAAAAAGGCGAACCUGUAAGAUGUGUUCAAAAAAUGGAAAGCGACGCGAAACACAGUAUGGUUGUUAAGGAUGCGGAGUGAAUCUUUGUGUUGAGUGCUAUAAGCCGUACCACGUUGAAAAAUUUCCGGAGCGAUUUGGGAAAUAGUGCUCAAAAUCAGUGUGUAAAUAAAUUAAAUCUCUGAACAUCAAGAGGGCUUGUAAUUCAUUAACAAAAUAUUAAAUAAAAUAAAUAUAAAUAUAAAAAUCUAUAAAUUUACUGCUUAACUUCUCUAUUUACAACAGCAUCUGUGUAUGUAUAAGCCGCAUCAUGAGAAACCUAACAUAGUGUAUUUCGGACCAGCAUGGA